Ostreobium quekettii is the source of this 1767-nucleotide messenger RNA. NCBI's taxonomy places the organism in Eukaryota, Viridiplantae, Chlorophyta, Ulvophyceae, Bryopsidales, Ostreobiaceae. The record is from the annotation of a GenBank genome assembly.
AUGUUGGGAAAUCAGGAAUUGACAGCGAAGUCUUCAUACAAGAGACUAAAAGCGCAUCGCGAGGAUGGAGACUCAGAUUCCCGAUCCGAAAAAGCUAAAACCAAGACAAAGAAAACUGGCAGUGCCAUUGGUGUUUGGGUAUGCGGUGGAAUGCUAGCCUAUAUGCAAUUUUUCCAGGUGCCUCUUUCUUUGGCAGUGCUUUCGGUUUUUGAUUGCGUUAAAUGUGAUCCAACGGGAAACCACUACAUGGAAGCGGAGCCCUACGUUAGGUGUUACACGUUUGCCGGAACGUGGAGGAGACUAUGCAUACCCGCUGCUUUUUUUCUGCUGACCUACGUGGCAGGGAUUCCGCUCGUGAUGUACGGAGUCGCGAAGAUCAGCUCAUCACCAAAUUUCGCUGUCUCGGCGCGCCGAAAGUACGUCACCUUUGUCGUUGGGUUCCACCGCUCCGGCCCCACCAUGAUCAUGAGCAUCCUCCACCCCUCCAUUGCGCUCCUUGCUGUCUGCCUCCUCACGGUGGCAAGGGACAGCGUUCUUGAAUACGAGGUCUUGCGAUCCGUGGGGGCGCUGAUAACGAUGAUGUGGUACCACUCUACCAUCCUCACCUUCAAGCCACACAAGGCCUACCGACAAGUGAACCUGGUGGCGAGCAUGCUCACGGCGUCGCACGCACUGCUGGUGCUCUCAGGCGUGGUCACCGCAUCGCCUCUGUCAGGAUCAGGAGUCACGAGCGCCCUUUGUGUCAUGAAUGUGACCCAGAUCACAGUCCUCUACGUGGCUGGAUCGGCUUGCAUGUCGUGGUUUCUUUCCCCGCUAUGCAGAGAUGUAGAGCUGUGGAUCAAGUCAAUGGUGGCGGAGCAAUUUCAGAUGAAGGAAAUAAUGGCCAAGAGGAAGAGGGCCAAGGACAAGUCCAAGGGGAUAUGGAAGAGCGCUUUCAAAACCAUUCAGGGCAUGCAUUCUGUUGUCAGCGUGUGGAGAACGGUCGACAACAACAUGAGCGCGAAAGACAAAUGGAAAAAGGGAGAAAAGGCCGCGAAAAUGCUGCAAGUUCUCGAAAGGAGGCGAGCAGAGUCCGCCUCACAGGAGGGCGCAAGGGGGCCAGGCACUGACCAUGACGACAGGGAUGAAAGAGCAAGAGCUGUCAUAAGCGCACAGAUCAGUCUUGAGGCUAUGGCUCUGUCCCUGCUCCCAGCAGGACAAGAAGCCGCGUUAGACCUCAUGAAGGAUGAUAGUCACCCCCACCAACCUGAACAGUUCAUGAGGUGGUUUCGCCAAAUCCUGGCUUACUACAAAUGCACCACGGAGUUGAAGCAGGACAGCGAAAUGAGCGAGUCACGGGGAACAGAGCCGUUUGAAGAUUCUCUGCAUGUGAACGUGAGGAACGAUGUAUUGGAGCAAAUGAGUCGCCGGAGGGGGCUUACGGACAACCGAAUAUACGCCGCCUUGCUGGAGUAUGUAAACGAAGUUGACAGAAUCAAGGAUGUGCAGUUCGAUGGUGUCUGGGAGUGGGGUAAAAAGAUACGAUCUCAGCUCGACAUUUUCAAGUCAGUCAUCGACCAGAAGGAAGAAAAGGGCUAUCUCAAAGGUCUUCUGGCUGAAAGUCGAGACGAGGGUGCCUUUGGAAAAUCCCAGGCAGCCGCGGAAUAUCCAGCGUCCCCAAAGGCGGCAGUAAAAGCCGAGAUCGAGCCUGAAGGGGAAUAUCUGGCUUCGGGGGCAGCAUCGCCUCCGAAAUCCCCCGAAAACUUUGGACCACUUGAACUUCCUUGA